GAGCCCCCGACAGUGCCCGUGCUUGCUUGUGCUCCGUGCCUAGCGCCUUUGCUGCUCUGCUGGACGAUUGCGCAGAGGACACCUGGCGCACAGCCGUUCAUUGCAAGCGAUCCCAGUGGUAAAUGCUCGUUUUAACCUCUCAACUUUUGCAGCGUGACUGUUUUGUUUUUUUGGUUGCAGUUUUGUUUUUUUUUCUUUUUUUUUUCUAAAGAUACCUGCUCCGAGACCAAGGGUCUAUCAGGGUAAAAGAACCCUGUAGAGCCAGGCGUUUGGCUUCCAACUUAGGGCUUAAUGACACGGCUAUUCGCGACAGGUCUGGAAAGUUGCUUCGUGUGAGGAAGCAUGUGCGCAAACUUUAAAAGCUUUUUUAUAAUCGAGCGACAGUUUUUCAGAAUGAAGGCAGGUGAGUCACCCGUGGCGUGAGGGGCGAAAAGAGCUCCUCGGCUCUCCAGGUACUGGCAAGAAAAGACAAGAGAGAAGAAGUCGUGAUCUGUGCGGUGGAUAGCGCUACGGAGGACGGAGGGAACGGACCGAUGAGACAAUAUGGGUCCAUUGCUGUGUGAUGGACGACUGACACACCUCCUCUUCCCUUUGCUUCUUCUCUUGCGGGCUCCCCUGUUAUUCAGUUUUGGUGAGCGAACAUGCCCUAAUAGCUGCCGAUGUGAGGGAAAAACUGUCCAUUGUGAUUCAUCUGGAUUUUUAGAUGUUCCAGAAAACAUCUCCGUAGGCUGCCAGGGCCUUUCCCUGCGAUACAAUGAACUGCAUACGCUGCUACCAUAUCAGUUUGCUCACCUCAGCCAGCUUCUCUGGAUCUACUUAGACCACAAUCAGAUUUCAGUUGUUGACAGUCGAGCGUUCCAGGGGGUCCGCAGACUCAAAGAGCUCAUACUGAGCUCCAACAGGAUUACAGCCCUACACAAUUCAACAUUUCAUGGAAUUCCAAAUCUUCGAAGUCUGGACUUGUCCUACAACAAAUUAGAAAACCUACAGCCAGGUCAAUUCCAUGGCUUACGAAAGCUACAGAACCUUCACCUACGCUCCAAUGGUCUCUCCAACAUCCCAAUUCGAGCAUUUCUGGAGUGUCGAAGUUUGGAGUUUCUGGAUUUGGGUUACAAUCGAAUCAAAGCUCUUACCCGCACAACUUUUCUGGGUCUACAGAAGCUGAUGGAGUUACAUCUGGAACAUAACCAAUUCUCUCGGAUCAACUUUUUUUUGUUUCCACGUUUAGCCAACCUAAGAUCACUUUAUCUGCAGUGGAAUCGAAUUAGGGUGGUCAACCAGGGUCUGCCAUGGACAUGGUAUACACUGCAGAAGCUUGAUCUGUCUGGAAAUGAAAUUCAGACUCUGGACCCAGCUGUGUUUCACUGCUUGCCCAACCUGCAAGUCUUAAACCUGGAAUCCAACAAGCUGUCCAAUGUGUCUCAGGAGGCAGUGUCAGCGUGGAUCUCACUGACCUCAAUAAGUCUUGCUGGCAAUAUCUGGGAUUGUGGAACUGGGAUAUGCCCACUUGUUGCUUGGUUGAGAAAUUUUCGGGGUAGUAAAGACACAACAAUGAUAUGCAGCAGCCCAAAGUAUCUCCAGGGAGAAAAAGUCAUGGAUGCUACAAGGAGCCAUGGUAUUUGUGAGGAAACCGAUUACAUUCUGACUGAAACACCUUCACCAACAUCAGAGCUCAUUUCGGAAGCCACUGCCGAACCAACCUUUGGCCCCACAAGUGGCAUUCCACCUAUGCCACCGACCAGUACCUUUGGUCCUCUCCCACCAUUUAGACCUCGACCCAUUCCUCAUCCUACCUUUCCCGGGCAUAUGAGCAAAGAUCCCAGAGACUCAGUGGUUCGCCCUCGACCCACUCACAUACCACCCCCAGAGAUAGAGCACAUGACUCUGCACAAAGUGGUUGUGGGCAGCGUAGCACUCUUCUUCACCAUGUCGUUAAUCUUGACAGUUUUUUAUGUUUUGUGGCGGCGCUACCCAGGUGCAACCAGGUUGCUGCAGCAGAGAUCCAUGGUGGGACGGAAGCGUCGCAAAAAGAGUCCAGAGCCAGAACAGAACCUCAGCUCCCAGCUCCAAGAGUAUUACAUGAGCUACAAUCCUGCUGCAACACCGGAAGCAUUGGAGGUGCUAGGCAAUGGCACUGGUUCCUGCACUUGCACAAUUUCUGGCUCCAGGGAGUGUGAGAAUGAGUAUACAUGUCCACGCCCCCUACCCGGUGCCUGGUUGGGAGAUUUGCCUACCAUCCAUUAACCCUCAAACGGACUGCUUUCGGAUGAUGCAGCAAACCACAGAGACGCAAGGAGAGAGACAUAUGCAGAGAACCCACCAGGAUCCUACUCCCAUAGUUCACAUUUAAGGACACACUUACAAUGGCAUUCCACGCUAACAAAGGCAACCACGGACCAACACAAGGAGAUACUACUGUCUUUUUUUUUUCUUAAAAUUUUCUAAUGUCUUUUUUUGGCCUGUGGUCUUUGGUCAUUGGCUUUGCUCCUUUCCAUCACAUCGCUUCAUCACUACACAGAUACUGACACUGAUGACUGUGAACAUACAGUCUUACUGUAUGUUGCACAGUAGACCUUUUGAUGAAAACUCAUGAGAACUAACUGGAUGAUUAUGAACAACAACCAAGCUUAUUGUAUAGAUAUUAACAGCUUAUUGUCUCCAUGAGGACAACGAGGCACUGUACAAAUUCAAGAGGCUUUAAAAAGUGUAAAUCGAGCAAUGAGUCGUCAAUGAAAAUGCACUGAACAAGUAAUGGUGAUUGCUCUGUUAACUAAUCUGUGUAUAAUUUAAACUGGGCUUGCAUAUUUUGUUUCCAUAUGAAGCAUCAUUGUGUCACUUUUCACUUUUUUACUUUUUUUUUUUUAAGAAAGACUAUUCAAAGGCUAUGAUGUAAAUGUGCCUCACUGGAGCAGAAAAUUUAUGGAACGAGUCACUGAGUUUUUAAGCACCUGCCAGUAAAGAGGAAGUCUGUCGUCUGGUGGAAAUUAAGUAAGCAGCUGGAAUCUCCAUUUGAAGCUUGUGGAAAAUUGCCUGAAGAAGGCAAACUAUCCCCCAGCCAAUAACAUUUGGUGAAGAUGUUUGUUUAUUUGCUUUUUUGAAAUUAUUUUUUUAAGUUGUCAUUAACUGCAAUCAAACUUCGACUGUCUUGUACGAUUUGGAGGACAGCUAGGGCAAUCAAACGCAAAUGAGGGGAUAAAAGAAAAAAAAAAAGGUCCUAUCAAGGAUAAAAUGUGAUUUUCUGAAAUUAUAAUGUCGUUAACGUUGUACUUUAUAUAUAUAAAUAUAUAUAUGUGUUUCUGCAGUUUUCAAUGACAAAUACCAAAGAGCCAAAUGGAUACUUCUUGGCUUUUGGCUCUCCCAAACAAGAGCCAUAACAGGUCCAGGAAUGGUUCUUUUAAAUGAAAUAACCCCCCCUCCCCCCAAAAAAAUCUUAAGCUAGCCUCAACACCCCUGACGUACAGCAGUGCUCCAUUACUGAAUCGGCUUUUCUCAUGUGUAUAAUGUGUAUGUCUUUGUGGAAAAAAAAAAAUCUUACAAUUACAGUCUUCAUAAGGAAGAUAACUCUGAGCACUGCUUUACAUUGUAUGACUUUUGUUUAAUACAUGCUUCACUUUCCUUAAGAUAAUCAGCCCGCCUCUCUCCUCAAAGGAGAGUGCAGAUGUUGCUGUGUGUAGUUCCUGCGUGUGCUUGUGUUUCAUUCGUUUUGAGUUUGACACACCGAGUUUUGGAUUGUUUGUUUUGGACCUCUCGACAUAACCUUUCUACGGCGGAAAAUGAUAAUUUUCUAUUGUAAAUUUCUGUCCCUCCUCCCUUGAAUUUGUUGAUAUUUAGUAAGCAGCUGUAUUCUUUAUUCACUUUCGACAGUAUGUUUUAUAAAGAAAAUAAUGACUUUAUUGGUGAGCAAUAUGAAUU
Molecule: messenger RNA, 3912 nt
Organism: Neolamprologus brichardi
Lineage: Eukaryota; Metazoa; Chordata; Actinopteri; Cichliformes; Cichlidae
Gene: lrrtm4l1
Product: leucine rich repeat transmembrane neuronal 4 like 1
Molecular function (GO): protein binding
Source: RefSeq, a predicted model, not a curated record